Daucus carota subsp. sativus is the source of this 1925-nucleotide messenger RNA. Its product is annotated as glycosyl hydrolase 5 family protein. The transcript is spliced from 3 exons. Bases 33 to 1631 code for a protein of 532 amino acids. Lineage: Eukaryota; Viridiplantae; Streptophyta; Magnoliopsida; Apiales; Apiaceae. Gene Ontology annotation, molecular function: hydrolase activity, hydrolyzing O-glycosyl compounds. The record is from RefSeq and is a predicted model, not a curated record.
CACUAGUAUUCUCUCUACCUGGUUUCAAUACCAUGCAAUCUUGUAUUGCAAUACUUUACUUAGUUGCACUCUCUUUUGUUUGCUUCUCGACUCUCACCCUCUCCCUUCCCCUCUCCACAAAAUCAAGAUGGAUUGUGGAUGAUCUCACCGGAAAGAGGGUGAAGCUGGCCGGCCUCAACUGGGCCGGCCAUGUGGGCCCCAUGUUGCCGGAAGGCCUUGACAAAAGACCAUUAAGUGAAAUAGCAAAACACAUAGCCUUAACAGGAUUUAACAAUGUACGCCUCACUUAUGCUACGUACAUGUACACUCGAUACGCCAAUCGCACAGUACUUGAUUCUUUUCGAGAUCUAGGCCUUGAAGCUGCCAUUAGAGGAAUUCGGAGAAACAAUCCACAAAUUUUGGAGCUAACACUGACUGAAGCUCACAAGGCUGUGGUUGAUGAACUCGCGAUCAACGGGGUCACUGUUCUGCUGGAUUGUCAAGUUAGUGAACCUAUCUGGUGCUGCGGAAAUGAUGAUGGAAAUGGCUUUUGGGGUGACAAGAAUCUUCAGCCUCAAGAAUGGCUUCGUGCUCUGAGGAUUGUUGCUGCAUUCUACAAGUACACUCCAACGGUAGUUGCUAUGAGCUUAAGAAAUGAGCUGCGAGGACCACGCCAAAACUCUGAAGAUUGGUACAACUACGUGCAGAAGGGUGCCAAAGCAAUUCACAAAACAAACCCUCAUGUGCUGGUGGUUGUUUCGGGUUUAAGCUAUGAUCUAGACUUGAGCUUCUUAAAAAAGAGGCCUCUAAGACUAAACCUUGACAACAAGAUUGUUUACGAGGCACAUAGAUAUGCAUUUAGCAACAGAGAGCGCGAUAGAUGGCUGCACCAGCCAUUGAACCAUGUUUGUGACAGUAUUACACGAGACAUGAACAGAAGAUCUACGUUUCUGGUUGAGGGUUCAGAGCCGGCUCCAUUAUUUGUCACUGAGUUUGGUAUAAACAUGGAGGGUACUAAUCCAGCAGACAACAACUUCUUUAGUUGUUUUCUGGUGUAUUUGGCAGAGCAUGAUCUGGAUUGGAACUUGUGGGGGGUGCAAGGAAGCUAUUAUAUUAGACUGGGAAGAGAAGAUGAUGACGAGCAAUACGCGGUCUUUGAUCACAAUAUGACAAGGGUUAGGAAUCCUCAAUUUCAGAGGAGGUUGGCCUCUAUACAAGGCAAGAUCCAAGAUCCCCACUCAGAAGUCCCAACGCACGAUGUAUUGUAUCAUCCAAAGAGCGGUGCAUGCAUUGGGGUGAACGAGAAAUUUGAACUUCAGCCAAGUGGCUGCCACAGCUUUGGAAGAUACUGGCGAUACGAUAAGGACAAACAUGUGAUCCGGUUACUGGGAACUGAAUUUUGUCUCUCAUCCACAGGAGAGGGGAGACCAGUGGUCCUUACAAAGGACUGUGCUAAUAUGAAAAGUAUGUGGAAGUCAGUCUCCAACUAUCAGUUGGCUAAUUACAGAGACAAUAUGUGCCUUCACUAUGAUUCGGACUAUUCAGAGAAGAUAUUGACCAGGAAGUGCAUUUGUCCUGAUGACGAUGAUCCUGGCUGUGUAGAGAAUCCCUCAAGUCAGUGGUUUAAGCUUAUCACAUCAAACGCAAAGUAGAGAAGUGGUUUGGAAUGUGCCAUCAAUCUCUGGGUCUUUUUCUCCUUGUCGCAGAAAGUUUGCUAUGACAGCUUAAUUACUCAUGUUAUAAUGAAUCAAAUGUUAUGUUUCUGUCGCGUAUUCCAUUUGACACUGAUGCAUUCUAGUACUCUUUUCUUUGAGUGUAUGGUUUAGGCAAAGGUGUCACAAUAUUCAAAAUGUCAACAAGUGAGCUCAAUGCCAGUACGCUUGUGUCCAUGUAAUCUGUAUCUUGUGCAAGAUUAAUUGACUUAACUGCAAAGAUUAAAGAGUUGC